AUGAAAGUCAUUCCGAAUAUUUUCCAACUGCCGAAUGAAAUUCUCUCAGAAACUCUGAGCACCACUACCACCACCACCACCACUACUUCUGAAUCAUCCUCCUCAACAACCCAUAAAACUCCUCAAGCUCUCUCUCUGAUUGGUCAUUCCCGAUCAGCAGAAGCCACCUAUUUCCAAAUUCCUCAACUCCAAACCAACAUUGAUAUGGGUUUCAUUGAUAAAAAGUACAUGAGUCAACAUCCGAAUACGUUUCUCAUUACGCACACUCAUGCCGAUCAUUCGUAUUAUCUCAGUGCAUGUCAACCUGCAUUCAUUAAUCGAAAAGAUCCCAAUCGUGUAUUCGUUCCAAAUGAAAAUGUCAAAUUUAUUGAAAAUUUUCUUCACGCCUGUCAAGAAUUAAAUGCUGGAAAAGAAUUACCUAAAGAGAGCGUUCAGGAACGAAAACCAAUUCAAAUUAUUGGAGUUUCUCCUGGAGAUACCAUUGAAAAGAUUGGAGGAAAGGAUAAUUUUGUGGCUCGUGUCAUUAAAUGUGACCAUUCAGUUCCAUGUAAUGGUUAUGAAAUUUAUGAAAAAAAAAAGAAAUUGAAAAAGGAAUUUUCACAUUUGAAAGGACCUGAAAUUGGAAAAUUGAGAAAAGAAAGAGGUGAAGAUGCAGUUUGUGAUACAAUUUUUGAACCUCGUAUUGCUAUUAUGGGAGAUACGACCUAUCGAGUAUUUGAAAAUAAUCCUGAAUUAUUGGAAUUUCCUGUCAUUGUUGUGGAAUGUACGUUUUUGGAAGAAGGACAGGAAGAACAAGCAUUGGGUGCUUUUCAUAUGCAUUGGAAUCAUUUGAAACCUAUUGUGGAAUCCAAUUCGAAUAUUCAUUUUAUUUUAACUCAUUUUAGUUUGAGAUAUACAGAUGAAUUUAUUUUGGAUUUCUUUUCGAAACAAAAUGUCAAGAAUGUGACACCACUCGUAGAUGACAAGUUUUAA
Molecule: messenger RNA, 972 nt
Organism: Naegleria lovaniensis
Lineage: Eukaryota; Heterolobosea; Eutetramitea; Acrasida; Naegleriidae
Exons: 1
Coding region: 1-972 (323 amino acids)
Source: RefSeq, a predicted model, not a curated record